This is a messenger RNA of Engraulis encrasicolus (European anchovy), 6701 nucleotides long. It is a transcript of the gene rasal2, whose product is annotated as RAS protein activator like 2. NCBI's taxonomy places the organism in Eukaryota, Metazoa, Chordata, Actinopteri, Clupeiformes, Engraulidae. Gene Ontology annotation, biological process: regulation of GTPase activity. Bases 888 to 5384 code for a protein of 1498 amino acids. The transcript has 18 exons. The record is from RefSeq and is a predicted model, not a curated record.
ACCUCUUUGAAGAGAAUGUAAAAUUGGCAACAUCGCUAUUUAAUUCCAUCCAACACACACUUAUUAAUGGGUCAAAGUGGCUAGUAAGUGGUCUUUUCUAGCCUAGCAGAAAUUUCACCAGCAUUUGGCUGGCUGGCUGAUGUUAAUUUAGAGCCCUGACUCUAAUACUAAUACAUCUAAGUAAUGAACACACUGAGAAGAAAAUGUAUAUGCAUGUUCAUGUUUAAUACUUGGAAAUAAUCCAAAUGUGUGAAAAUAAAAAAGGUGGACUGUUCCUUCAAGUAUGCUACACUUUCUCUGUGCAAGUCAAACUCUAGACAGAGUUUGUUAAAUACACUUCCUGUUUAGCUGUUUGUCAAUAUUUGACCACAAUGCUUUUUAUUGGCCAUACAUUGCCACUGUAUUGUGCUUAAAUGUCAUCAAUACCAAAGUGUACCGCUUGGGGGGCUUCUCUUUGUACAGAGGCCUUUGAUUGGUUAGAAAGAGAAGACAUCUCUGGUGCGAAAGUAUAUCUGGCACCUCACUUCCUUACAGGAAGAGUAGUAUCAGUGCUGAAGACAGGAAAUGGUACGUAAAGAAAAGCCAGUGGAUUCACUCUGACUUCAGAAACAAAGGCGGGAGUUGAGGUCCAACAAACCAGCCUCUUUCAACUGAAUAACAAUUCAUAAGAUUGAGGAUGUUCUGAAGGGUCUUGCUCAGGCCAGAUCUCCAUGCUAGGAUGCCCAAGACGGCGCUUUCGAUCGGCCCUGCUUCAAGCCUCACGUUGCCGUGAGGCCGUUAUCGUCAGAGGACAUCUGCAGGCGAGUGGGGUUUUCAUGAGAGGACGGGGCUUCCUGCUUUCUGUGGUCUCCCCAUCUGUGUCGUCGACUCAGGCCUCGACUUGAGCAAUGAGCCUGUGGCGGAGCGCCGCGGUGGAGGAGCUGAGUCGUGCCGAGGUGAAUAUGAGUUCUCCGUCAUGGGGAAGGGGUACCUCGGUGCCUAGUCGGCCACCCGCCACCAGGCCCUGGCAGAAACUGCGCUCCCUCUCCACCCCCGAGCGACCGACAGACUGCGUUGACAGGACCAUGAUGUGCCAGAGCAUCGAGUCACAGUGUGUCAGUGGGCACCGGGCCAGCAGCGACCAGUCAGUGAAGCUACCCCUCUCCAGGGGCCAGUCACUCCCUCACCCUAGGAAUGUCACCAGCCGAGGAGUUCUUAUGGAGCAUAUUCGACCCCAGCGAACCGAGGUGCGGGAACAGCCCCCGCGUAGAAGUGUGCCUCCUUACCAGAGGUCCCUGUCUGAGUCUGGGACAAGGGGGACCUCGACCACACUGCCCCUCAACGCCACAUCUCUCUCUGGACUGGUCUCCUCAGUCACACGCCGUCUGGGCAGGUUCCUAAGUCUCAGGGAUGACAGGUGCCUGGUGGAUCCAGUGCAGGACGACGUGAAGGGCCCCCCCUCGCACCGCUUCUCCUGCGGCCAGUCGCCAUUCUCCGAGGCCAGCGUGUGGGAGAGGAAGUACUGCAUCCUGACCGACAGCCAGCUCAUCCUGCUCAACAAGGAGGAAGAGCAGAUGCCAGUGGACAUGCACGAGAGUCCCACCGCGUCCUCCUCCAAGGGGAGGAGUCUUCGGCGGACAGUCAGCGUGCCCUCCGAGGGACAGUUCCCAGAAUAUGCACCAGAGGGCGCCUCCAUGCUAGAGGUGUCGGCGGAGCGCUCGCCCCGGCGCAGGAGCAUCUCCGGGCUCGGCAGCUCUGAGAAGAACAUCUCCAUGGAUGGGCCCAACUCCUCCCCCUUCAAAGUGCCGGGCUUCUUCAGCAAACGUCUCAAAGGAUCCAUCAAGCGGACCAAGAGCCAAACCAAACUGGACAGGAACACCAGCUUCAGACUUCCCUCCCUCAGACCCUCGGACAAUGACAGGUCGAGAGGCCUACCCAAGCUGAAGGAGUCCUCUUCCCAUGAGUCCCUGCUGAGUCCAGGAAGUGCGGUGGAGGCUCUCGACCUCAGCAUGGAGGAGGACGUGUAUGUCAAGCCAUUGCACAGCAGCAUCCUCGGACAAGAGUUCUGCUUCGAGGUGACAUACUCAGGUGGCAGCAAGUGCUUCAGCUGCGCCUCGGCAUCCGAGAGGGACAAAUGGAUGGAGAACCUGAAGAGAACCGUUCAGCCCAACAAGGACAACUGUCGGCGGGCCGAGAACGUCCUCCGGCUGUGGAUCAUCGAGGCCAAGGACCUGCCGCCGAAAAAGAAGUACUUCUGCGAGCUGUGCCUGGACGACGUGCUGUACGCCCGCACCACCAGCAAGACCCGCGCCGACUGCCUCUUCUGGGGGGAGCACUUUGAGUUCUCCGGCCUGCCCUCCGUCAAGAGCAUCACCGUGCACAUAUACCGCGAUGUCGACAAGAAGAAGAAGAAGGACAAGAAUAACUACGUCGGCCUGGUCAACAUCCCCGUGUUGGGCGUCAUGGGCAGGCAGUUUGUGGAGAAGUGGUAUCCGGUCAGCACUCCCACCACCAGCAAGUCCAAAGGAGGGGGCCCGUCGAUUCGCAUCAAGUCCCGCUUCCAAACCAUCACCAUCUUGCCCAUGGAACAGUACAAGGAGUUUGCCGAGUUUGUAACGAACAACUACACCAUGCUGUGCUCAGUCCUGGAGCCAGUGAUCAGUGUGAAGAACAAGGAGGAAAUGGCCAGUGCACUGGUGCACAUCCUGCAGAGCACAGGGAAAGCAAAGGACUUCCUCACCGACCUGGUGAUGUCGGAGGUGGACCGCUGUGCGGACCACGAUGUUUUGAUCUUCAGGGAGAACACGCUGGCUACCAAAGCCAUCGAGGAGUACCUCAAACUAGUGGGUCAGAAAUACCUGCACGAUGCACUUGGGGAAUUCAUCAAGGCUCUGUAUGAGUCAGAUGAGAACUGUGAGGUGGACCCUGGCAAGUGCUCCAGUAGUGAGCUGCCAGAACACCAGAGCAACCUGAAGAUGUGCUGCGAGUUGGCAUUCUGCAAGAUUAUCAACUCUUACUGUGUGUUCCCUCGGGAGCUUAAGGAGGUGUUUGCCUCGUGGAAGCAGCACUGCCUGUCGCGGGGCAAGCAGGACAUCAGCCAGCGUCUGAUCAGCGCCUCUCUCUUCCUGCGCUUCCUGUGCCCCGCCAUCAUGUCGCCCUCGCUCUUCAGCCUCAUGCAGGAGUACCCGGACGACCGCACCUCGCGCACACUCACGCUCAUCGCCAAAGUCAUCCAGAACCUCGCCAACUUUGCCAAGUUCGGAAAUAAGGAGGAGUACAUGGCCUUCAUGAACGACUUCCUGGAGCACGAGUGGGCAGGCAUGACGCGCUUCCUGCUGGAGAUCUCCAACUCGGAGACCAUCUCCAACACGCCGGGCUUCGAGGGCUACAUCGAUCUGGGCCGGGAGUUGUCCGUGUUGCACUCCUUGCUGUGGGAGGUGGUGUCCCAGCUGGAUAAGGGUGAAAAUUCCUUCCUGCAGGCGACGGUGGCCAAACUGGGCCCCCUGCCCCGUAUCCUUGGCGACAUUGCCCGCUCGCUGUCCAGCCCCACCCCCCUUCAGCAGCAGCUGCGCCGCUUCCAGGACCACAGCUCCACCCACAAUAUCAGCGGCAGCGUCUCGUCCGGACUGCAGAGGAUAUUCGAGGACCCGGCAGACAGCGAGGUGAGGAGCAUCAAGUCGCCGGUUCAGGAGCUCAUGGAGCAUGGCGUGAGCCGGGGGGGCAAACACCCGAUGCUGGGCCAGCAGUCCUCCACGCACAGCAUGAGCUUCUCCGACAAGGAGGAGCGCGAGCCCCACCUCCCCAACGGACGCAGCAUCUCCCUCAUGGACCUCCAGGACAGCUACCUGCUGCAGAGCGCCCAGGCGCCCCUUCCCGUCCACGAGGCCCCUCCGCGGCUGGGCAGCCGAGUGGGCUCGCAAGCCUCCCUCGGCCCCACUCACGCUCCUCCACCGCCGCCUCCCCACCACCAACACCACCACCAACACCACCACCUCCUUCAGCAUCAUCCGCACCUUCAGCACCAACCGCAGACCGUAGCCCCGCAGGCCAAAGCGCAGCAUCAGCAGCUGCUGCGUGAGAACCUUCCCCAGAGCGCGCCGCAGGUGCGGCGGCCCAUCCACCCCUCGCUCAGCCAGCAGCGCAGCCUGCAGCCGCUCUCCUUCCAGAACCCCGUCUACCACCUCAGCAACAUGCAUGCGGCCGGACACUCCACCACGCACUCUACACACUCCACCCAUUCCACGCGCUCGGCCCACUCCCUGCACCCGGACUCCAGCUCGGAGAACCUCAGCUCGGGGAGCUCGCGCAGCGCCAGCCCCAGCCCCAGCGCGGGAGCCCGUGGCGGGGGGGAGACGCCGACGCAGCGCGCCCCCCGCGUCCCCUCCAGCAGCAGCCUGGAGGAGGAGCUGCGGCGCAGCGUCCACGGCGACGAGUGUGUGGCCCCGGUGGGUGCGGCUCGCUGGCACCCGCCCCUGUCCGACUCGCUGCCCGGCGCCCAGGCGGUAGCCGUGCCCAGGCAGAGCACCGCGGGCACCGCGCACAUCGUGAAGGUGGAGCAGCAGUGCAGGGCUGUGGCUGCGGCACAAAUGAACCAGGUUGGUGGUGGCGCAGGAGGAGGAAACGGCGGCGGCGGUGUUGCUGCUGGUGGUGGCGUGCGUACGGCCAGGUCGCUGCCCCAGAGCGCCUCCCUGCGGAGCAGCAGCAGUGCCAACACGGAGCCCAUUCCCCAGAGCGGAGGCCGCUCCAGACAGCAGUCCACCUGCUCCCGAGAGAGCCCCGUGCCCCCUGUGCGUGGAGCCAGCAGGCAGCAGCAGGCUCAGUCCCCGGUGGAUCCGGUCACCAUGUCCCCAGUGGAGAGGACGGCCGCCUGGGUGCUAAACAACGGCCAGUACGAGGACGAGCAGGAAGAGGGCCAGAGCAGAGAAGACAACCGACAUAUCGAGAAGUAUGAGCAGGAGAUCAGUAAGCUGAAGGAGCGUCUGCGCGUGUCGAGCCGGCGGCUGGAGGAGUACGAGCGGCGGCUGCUGACUCAGGAGCAGCAGAUGCAGAAGCUGCUGCUGGAGUACAAGUCGCGGCUGGAGGACAGCGAGGAGCGCCUCCGCCGGCAGCAGGAGGAGAAGGACAGCCAGAUGAAGAGCAUCAUCUGCAGGUUAAUGGCAGUGGAAGAAGAACUGAAGAGAGAUCAUGCAGAGAUGCAGGCUGUCAUCGAUGCCAAGCAGAAAAUCAUCGAUGCACAGGAAAAGAGGAUCAGCUCCCUGGAUGCAGCUAACUCCAGGCUGAUGAGUGCCCUCACCCAGGUGAAGGAGCGCUACAGCAUGCACAACCUGCGCAACGGCCUGUCGCCCACAAACCCCACCAAGCUCUCCAUCACAGAGAACGGAGAGUUCAAGAACAGCAGCUGUUGAUUGGAUGGUGGUGUGGCGUGGCACUGACACAGCAAUCCGAUUGGCAGUGUCAUCAGGUCAUGAUCACAAACAGGAACAGGAAAACAUGAACAUGAAACUGAAGCUUCUGACUACUGUAAACACACAAUGGGGAAUGUCUGGCCGAGGAUGUAAAUAAAUUAUAUUAUUAGUGUUGUACAGAGAUGAUACUGGAAAGGGUGAGUUUGGAUGUGUGUUUGGAUGGAUGAAUUAUCAUACAGAUUUAAGUGAAUUUGUGUUUUAUAAAUACUUCUAUACUCACAUCCAGGUUAAGAAUGCUGUUAAAAUGAGAAUUUAAAGUAUUGUCUAAUUAAAAUAUUAUAUAUUGAGGUGAUGUACAUAUAGAGGGAACAUUUUUAAAAUAUGAGGAAAAAGCACAGAUCGUUUCUGUGGCUCUGAAGUGUUAUUGACAUAACAGAAUUUUAGAGAAAUGAACAUGCAAAAUAUUGAUGCACUCUGUUUUUAACCCAUUUUUUUAUGUUUUUAUGUGUUUUAUUUUUGUCUUUACAAUUGUCUGCUUUAUUUUAUUGAUGGAUUUAUUUUAACUGGGUGGCCUAGAAAGCGUUUAACUCUGGCUUUGUCAAUGAAAUGGAAUACAUUUUCCAACAUCUGAUUUGGCAAGUCUUAGAACGAACCUUUCCACUACUUAAACAGCAUUGUCAUUUCAUAAUAUUCUGACAGUCUCGUUGUCGUUCAGAUUCUCAUAAGGGUCUUUCCCCCUGCCGGUUUUCUGGUAGGCCUACAGCUCCACACAGCACAACUCGGCUGCCACUUUGCUUUUCGUUUGGGCACGACACAGCUCAAUCGUAAAGCAAAAAGUGGCAGCCGAGUUGCGCUGUGUUGAGCUGUAGGCCUACCAGGAAACUGGCAGUGGAGAAGAGCCUAUAGUGUCCUUCUCACCCACAUGCUGUGUGUGUGUGCGCACAUCCUCAUUCACCAACAUCUGUGACGUCAUUUACCUGCUCCAUUAUUUAUUUGUCCUUAGUACUGUUAAGCCAUGGAGAAUAUGUAUGGAAAUCACUGCCCCUCUGAUUAUUAUGUAACAUUAAUGUCAGAGACUACUGUUGUAAUGGCACUGUUAUUUUUGUGUUUUCACUGUCUUGAUAUGAACUCCAACCUCACUGAAUACAUUUUUAUACAUACCACCACCAACACCACCACAGACAGACAGAUUAUAUAUAUACACAGAGACCUACGCAUGAACCUCAACUGUACAACAGACGGUCAAAAGAUUAGAUAUUUGUAAGAGUUUUGGAAGUUGUUGGAAAUAAAGAUGGACUUUUGGUCUCAUGUACUUUU